This is a messenger RNA of Pieris napi, 2001 nucleotides long. RefSeq names its product chitin deacetylase 1 (gene verm). Gene Ontology annotation, cellular component: extracellular region. NCBI's taxonomy places the organism in Eukaryota, Metazoa, Arthropoda, Insecta, Lepidoptera, Pieridae. The record is from RefSeq and is a predicted model, not a curated record. Gene Ontology annotation, molecular function: chitin binding; protein binding. Gene Ontology annotation, biological process: carbohydrate metabolic process. The transcript has 5 exons. The coding region runs from base 113 to 1738 and encodes 541 amino acids.
CGGCUGGUAUCGACAGCACAGGGCCUGGUUAUAUAAAGGUGAAGAGGGGCAGCUGGCACCUCUUGCACUUUCUUGCGGAGCGCGACGCAACGGACAGUCACUGUCGAGCACUAUGGCUCGCCGCGCGUACCUGUACCUUGGCGUAUUAUUACUUGCCUACUCCGUGUUAGGUGAGUCGAGAGUCAAACGUCAGGAUGAUGAUGGUGACGAGGUGAACCCUGAACAGCUCUGUGAUGGACGUCCUCCAGACGAAUACUUCCGCCUUAGCACAGAAGGAGACUGCCGCGAUGUUGUCAGGUGCGACAAGGGUGCUGAGAAUGGAGUGACCAGACUAGCGUCCGUCAAGUGUCCCGGAGGUCUAGGCUUUGAUAUCGACCGUCAAACAUGUGACUGGAAAACCAAUGUUAAGAAUUGCGAUAAACUAGAAAAGCCAAGAAAAGUGCUGCCACUUUUGAAGACAGAUGAACCUAUCUGCUCCGAAGGCAAGUUGGCCUGUGGCAGUGGGGAUUGUAUUGAAAAGGAGCUGUUUUGUAACGGAAAAUUUGAUUGCAAGGACGAAUCAGACGAGAAUGCUUGCACCGUCGAUUUAGAUCCGAACAGAGCACCUGACUGUGAUCCUAACCAAUGUGUUCUUCCUGACUGCUUCUGUUCCGCUGAUGGCACUCGCAUUCCUGGGGGUCUUGAAGUCAACCAGGUUCCUCAGAUGAUCACGAUCACCUUCAAUGGAGCUGUUAACGUAGACAACAUCGAUCUGUAUGAGCAAAUCUUCAACGGAAACAGACUAAACCCUAAUGGUUGCCAGGUUCGGGGAACAUUCUUCGUCUCCCACAAAUAUAGUAACUACGCCGCUAUACAAGAGUUACAUCGUAAGGGACAUGAAAUCGCUGUAUUCUCCCUCACACACAAAGAUGACCCACAAUACUGGUCCAGUGGUACCUACGAUGACUGGUUGGCUGAGAUGGCCGGUGCCCGUCUUAUCGUUGAGAGGUUCGCCAACAUAACGGACGCUUCCAUCAUCGGAGUCCGUGCACCAUACUUGCGUGUAGGUGGUAACAAGCAAUUCGAAAUGAUGGCUGACCAAUAUUUCGUCUACGAUGCUUCCAUAACUGCCCCUCUUGGCCGAGUUCCAAUUUGGCCCUACACCUUGUACUUCCGUAUGCCACACAAGUGUAACGGUAACGCUCACAACUGUCCGUCAAGAAGCCACCCUGUAUGGGAAAUGGUAGUGAACGAGUUGGACAGACGUGAUGACCCUACAUUUGAUGAGUCCCUUCCGGGUUGUCACGUUGUCGAUUCUUGUUCCAACAUUCAAACCGGUGACCAAUUCGCCCGCCUUCUGCGUCACAACUUCAACCGUCACUACAGUACCAACCGUGCCCCUCUUGGUCUUCACUUCCACGCCUCAUGGCUUAAAUCCAAGAAAGAAUUCAGAGAUGAGCUCAUCAAAUUCAUCGAAGAAAUGCUUACCAAGAGCGAUGUUUAUUUCACAUCACAAAUUCAAGUUAUCCAAUGGAUGCAAAACCCUACUGAAGUGUCUUCACUCCGAGACUUCCAAGAAUGGAAAAAUGACAAAUGCGACGUCAAGGGACAACCCUUCUGUUCCUUACCAAACGCAUGCCCCUUGACAACACGAGAGUUACCAGGAGAGACCCUUCGUUUGUUUACAUGUAUGGAGUGUCCCAAUAACUACCCAUGGAUUCUGGAUCCCACAGGAGAGGGUUUCAACGUGAAGAAGUGAUCUCUUAAGUUAAAAAAAGACUGUACAGGUGUAAAUAAUACUCAGUAAUUUUAUUGAAUACAAUGUAUAGUGACUUGGGUGACGAACGGCACUGACCUGAUUAAUUAUUGUUUUCAAUGCCUAUUUAUAUGAAAUCUUAGUGCCGGUGUUUGAAAAAGGUGGAGUUAAUGUCACUCUGCUACAAAGACAAACUUAUGUAUGUUUCAUUAACAUAAUUUAAGUUGUUACAAUUUUAUAAAUAAAUAUAUAUAAAAUAAAAUUAA